AGGAUUUGUGAAGAAAAUGGGUGGAGAGAUGGAAGCUUCUCGCUGGAUAAAAAGAAGCAGCUCUGCCUACCACAGUGUGCAUUCAUCAUCCCGAUUCGAUCAUGUAUACAACAGCUCUCCUCCUCGUCGCCUUUGUCCCGCUGCUCACUUCCGCGGCGUUCGUCUGCCCCCCGAAAAAUGGUCAAUAUGCUGACCCAAUUCAAUGCGACAAGUAUUACGUCUGCCAGGAUGGAGUAGCAACCGAACAUUUGUGCGAAGAUGGUUUGGUUUUUGACCAAUUCAAGCGAUCCAGCCACAAAUGCGAUCACAUGCACAACGUCGACUGCGAGGACCGCACUGAACUCCAGCCGCCCCAGGGAAAUGCCGAGUGCCCUCGCCGGAACGGUAUCUUCGAGCAUUCGGAUCCUUCCCAAUGCCACAAGUUCGUUGACUGUAUCGACGGCCAGCCUAAGCACAACGUAUGCCCACCCGGCCUCCAUUUCAACGACGCUACUGGCGUGUGCACGUGGGAAGCCGCCGUUGGCCGAACUGGCUGCGUCCGUGAAGAAUUUUUGGAAGAUGGAUUCACCUGCCCCAAGUUGACCCCAGCUGAGGCUAUCCAGGAGCCCCAUCCCAGGUAUCCCCACCCUACCGACUGCCAGAAAUUCUACGUUUGCCUGAACGGAGUCACUCCCCGUGAGCAGAACUGCGAUCUCGGAGAGGUCUUCAACACCAACAGCAAACAGUGCGAUCUCCCCGAGAACGUCGCUGAAUGCGUCGACUGGUACCAGGAUCACCCUGCACUCACCGCCAACUCAUCCACUCCAAAGUCCAACACUCGAUCAAACAGUGGACGCGUUUAAAUAAAAACUGCAUUUAUUGUACAAUUUCUUCUUUUUCUUCAUUCAAAAAAAAAAAAAAGAAUGUUUAUUCUGUUGACCGUUUUCAUAUACGAUUCGUAAAUACAAACCUUCUUAACUAAA
Molecule: messenger RNA, 962 nt
Organism: Daphnia magna
Lineage: Eukaryota; Metazoa; Arthropoda; Branchiopoda; Diplostraca; Daphniidae
Product: protein obstructor-E
Exons: 7
Coding region: 102-842 (246 amino acids)
Cellular component (GO): extracellular region
Molecular function (GO): chitin binding
Source: RefSeq, a predicted model, not a curated record